Molecule: messenger RNA, 4691 nt
Organism: Tympanuchus pallidicinctus (lesser prairie-chicken)
Lineage: Eukaryota; Metazoa; Chordata; Aves; Galliformes; Phasianidae
Gene: TTLL5
Product: tubulin tyrosine ligase like 5
Exons: 34
Coding region: 200-4180 (1326 amino acids)
Biological process (GO): microtubule cytoskeleton organization; protein polyglutamylation
Cellular component (GO): cilium
Molecular function (GO): ATP binding; metal ion binding; tubulin-glutamic acid ligase activity
Source: RefSeq, a predicted model, not a curated record
GCGCACGCGCAGUGAGGGCGGGGCGGGGCUGGCCGCCGCCGGUUGUUGUAGUAACGGGGAAGCGGCGGGAGUGGCCACCGGAUCGGGCUGCGCCGAUGGGGCUAUGAAGAAGCGGGUAACAGCUGCUGUCAGAUCCCUAGGAUCUGUAGGAGGGAUCUCUGAGGCCGCCGAGCCGGCUGCAUGAGAGCGGCCGGAGGAGAUGCCGGCGGGUGUGGCUCGGGGUCUGGAGGAAAGCGGCUCGUCCUCGGAAGAGGAGGAAGAGGAGGAAGAUGCUGGAGACGGGCUGCAGGAUCAUCCGUGCAUCAGGUGGACCGGUGGCGGCUGCAGGCGGAUCCCCAUCUUUGUGUUUCAUGCUGAUGCCAUUCUGACAAACGACAGCUACCUCCGCCUAAUUGGAGAGCGUUAUCACUUGUCCUAUAAGAUUGUGCGAACGGACAGCCGCCUCGUGCGAAGCAUACUGACUGCACAUGGAUUCCAUGAGGUGCACCCUAAUAGCAGUGAUUAUAAUCUCAUGUGGACAGGAUCACACUUGAAGCCCUACCUGCUGCGUUCCCUUACAGAUAUUCAGAAAGUGAAUCAUUUUCCCAGGUCAUAUGAGCUGACACGAAAGGACAGGCUUUACAAGAAUGUCAGUCGUAUGCAGCUGUCCCAUGGAUUCAAGACGUUCCAUAUCUUACCUCAGACCUUUAUCCUCCCAGCAGAGUACCAGGAGUUCUGCAGUACCUAUUCUAAGGACAAAGGCCCAUGGAUAGUGAAGCCUGUGGCCUCUUCCAGGGGUCGAGGUGUCUACCUGAUAAACAAUCCAAAUCAGAUUGUACUGGAAGACAACAUCCUGGUUUCUCGUUACAUCAGCAACCCCCUGCUCAUAGAUGAUUUCAAAUUUGAUGUGCGCCUGUAUGUUCUGGUUACAUCCUAUGAUCCACUUGUCAUCUAUCUCUAUGAGGAAGGAUUGGCCAGGUUUGCAACUGUGAGGUAUGACCAGGCAUCGAAGAACAUUAAAAACCAAUUUAUGCAUCUGACCAACUACAGUGUCAACAAGAAGAGUGGAGAUUAUGUCAGCUGUGAUGAUCCUGAAGUGGAAGAUUAUGGAAAUAAGUGGAGCAUGAGCGCAAUGCUGAGGUACUUAAAACAAGAGGGGAGAGACACUGCAGCACUGAUGGCCAGUGUGGAAGACCUGAUUAUCAAGACUGUAGUAUCUGCUGAGCAGGCCAUAGCUACAGCUUGUAAAACUUUUCUUUCACAUCGUGGCAGCUGCUUUGAGCUGUAUGGAUUUGAUGUCCUUAUUGAUGAUACUCUCAAGCCCUGGCUGUUGGAAGUGAACCUAUCUCCAUCACUGGCCUGUGAUGCACCUUUGGACCUCAAGAUCAAAGCAAGCAUGCUCUCAGAUAUGUUCACCCUUGUAGGCUUUGUAUGUCAAGAUCCAGGCCAGCGAUCAAGCCGGACUGCUUAUCACUCAUCAGAGUCUGUCAGGAGAAACCCAUACCAGAAGCUGCAGCGUCCUGUGUCUGCACAAUGCCAACCAACAAACACCAGACUGCGUACCCGUCCUCUUUCUGCCAGUGAUGCUGAAAUGAAAAACUUCAUGCCCUCAGGGAGAGAAAAAGCAACAGGAAGGCAAGGAAGCUCUAUGCUGGGUCUCUCCAUGGAAGAGAUAAAAGUUCUUCGUCGAGUGAGAGAUGAGAAUGAACGGAGAGGAGGUUUCAUCCGCAUAUUUCCUACCCCAUUGACAUGGGACCUGUAUGGAUCCUUUUUAGAGUACAAGACAUCAAUGAACUACAUGCUGGCUACACGUCUGUUUCAAGACAGGGACAAGACGAAAGGAGACUUUUUCACUGGAAGAUCUAGACAAGAUCUUAAUGGGAGGCCGGAUAUGAAUCUGGAAGCUGUAGACUCUCAUUCUCUCUUUUAUGAGAGAAAGCUUGUUUCACUGGAGUUAAGGAAGCACCGGCGAUGUCGUACCAAAGCUAGAGCAGCACAAACAAGGUUAUCAGGGACAUCACAGCCAACAAAGUUGUCCCUCACGGACACAGAAGGUGAAGAGGAAGAGGGGGUGGCAGAUGAAAAUGAAGAACAAAGUGGAACUCUUGGCUCCCUUUCAAACAGGCAAUUGAAAAGCAAGCCAAAGCUCUCUGACCUGGAGAAAACUUCUAGUAAGGAGAUAUUGACAGAAAAACUUGACAAGAAAACAAGAAAUGAAGGAGGGCCAUUUCUUGAAAAGACAGACUCAAAGUCUCAGUUUAACUUGCUGCAGAUUCUUAAAAAAAAUGGAAAUCUAAGCAAAGUGCAGGCCCGUAGGGCUUUCUCUGCCUAUCUACAGCAUGUUCAGCUGCGACUGAUGAAGGAUGCUGGUGACCAGUUCCAGAAUGCUGCCUGGGCUGCAAAAGAAGAUGAGCAAAUGGAGCUCGUAGUACACUUUCUGAAGCGAGCUGCCAGCAAUCUUCAGAAGUCCUUGAGGAUGCUGCUUCCCAGCCGUCAUUUAAGACUAAAUGAUCGUCGUCGUAUCCUGGCUCACCAGUUGGGCGAGUUCAUAAUCUGUUAUAACAAGGAAACAGAACAGAUGAUUCAGAAGCGAUCAAAAAAGAAGCAGGAAGAGGAAGAGGAGGGAGUGAAUCCUGAAGGUUUUCAGAACUUUAUUACCAGAGCAAGUGAGAGAGACUUGGAGGAAGUGCUGACAUUUUACACACAAAAAAGUAAGUCAGCAAGUGUCUUCCUAGGAACAAACUCCGGGACCACAAAACCCAGGAACACCAGUAACCAGUCAGAGAAUCAGCCUCAGGAGGACCACCUUGAGGUGAUGAAAAAAAUAAAAGGUGAUCAACCCAAAGGUUCAGUUGCAGAUCUGCCUGUAGAAGGAAGAGUAAGAGACUGUAAACCCAAAGAAGUGAAAUCAACCUAUCCAGAAAGAUCCACCUUCUCCUUAAAUGCUGAAGUGAAAUUACCUCGGUGCUGCCCUCCUAGUGCUGCUUCCUCUGCUUCUGGUGCCACGUUCCGGAGAAGUACCAGUUCCCAGUUACCAUCUCAACCUGCAGUCUCUGGAAAUCCACAGGUGCCUGGUCACUGUUCAUUGCCGACUCCUCCAAGUGGUCUAAGGAUAAUUCAUUCCUCAUCUUCUCUACCUUUGUCCCAGAGCCAGAGCACAGCCACUGACUGCUCUUCUGUCUUCACAAACCCAAUGUCCAGUGAGGCUUCUAGCCUUGCAGGGUUACAUCGUUGUUCUGGUAGCUACACCAUUGGCCCACUCUCAUCUUUUCAGAGAGCUGCUCAGAUCUACAGCCAAAGACUGUCCCGAUCAACCUCUGCAAAAGCAGGUAUGCGCCACCGCAGUCCAAGUGGGCAGCGUGUGAGUUCUGCCAUGAUGAACAAAGGUACAGAAGAUGCUCCUUCCCUGGGCAAACGUUACAGCCCCAGUAUGGUAGCAGCAGAACUGCAGCAGCUGGCAGAAAAACAAUCAGCUUGUCAGUAUUCCCCACCAAGCCACAUCAGUCUCCUUACACAGCAGUUAACAAGCUUGAACUUAGCAAGUGGAGCUGUAGGCAAGGGGAAUGCAGCUGUGCCCCCAGGCUACCGAUCAGUGCUCAACAGAAAAGGGCCAUUGUGGGCUGUUCAGUCAGACUCUCUUACAGAUGACAGAAGAUGCAUCUCUUCAGCAGUCAGGGCUCCAGAGAGUGAUCGUUUUGCCUGGGAACGGGAGGUGGAGAACAAUGUCUACAGCAAAGUGACACGGAGUCCACUGGCACACCCCAACUAUCAGCUGAAUUUAGCCGUGCAGCAACUUCAGCAGCAAAAACUUCAGUCACGACAGCUAUUGGAGCAAAGCCAAGCCCGACACCAGGCUCUCUUUGCCAGCUACUCGCAAUCCAGCACCAGCCAUGUGCCUAUGUCGCCUGGCUCUGGUGCACACAAGACAUCAAGUGCCACUUCAGGUAUCCAGAAGGCAGCCAGUUUGCACAAAGUGGUGCCAUCCCAGUGUACGCCUUCUCAGCUGGUUCCAAAGCCUCCAGCAAACCACAGACAGGCAGUGGUCAGAAAAACUGCAGCCCAGAGGAUUUCCAAGGUGACCUCCGUUGAAAGGCAACUUAACGGAUUCCAGAACAGCCUUCGCAGUGCUGCAUCCUGUGAACCGGGGUCAAAUUCCACAGCUUCUGCUUGCAGAAAAGGACUAGCAUUGAACACCAGGUGAGGAAUCCAGAGUCUUGCUUCCAAGUAUGGGGCAGAGGAAAGAGGCAGCAGUGACUUCAGACCACCACACUCCUGUAACAUCCAGGGCAGGGUGAACAGGAGUCCCUGCUGAGAGGACAAGCUACAGAGGAGAGUACCUGAGCAUCUGUGGAAGCUGGAGAUGCAGCUGUAAGCUGAUGACUGCCUCUGAGAACUUCUGCUGAUGAGUCUGGGGGUCUCUUCCAAUUCUUCCUGAUCACUAACUGUGAGAUCUUUUUAUAACACAGAGGUUCUCCACCUGUCUGUAUUGUUUCUCCCAAGGUCCAAGUUUGAAUGUAAAGAUUCCCCAUUUGCGCAGCCAUUUCAGGCUGUCUUAGUCUGGUAGCAGCCAGUAUUCUUUGCUGCCAUCACAGCAACCAGCAGCAGGGAAAAAUCUUAGACCAUAUGAGUAGAAACAUCCUUACCGUUGCCAUCUUGAAUUUUGGCACAGAGCCAUGGAAAUGCUCAGUUUGAAUAAAGUAAUUUCAUUUGUU